GGCUGGCGGCCCGGGGCGCGCGGCGCGUUCGUUCCCUCGCGGCGGCGGCGCGUGGCGGCUCUCGCGUGAGCUGCGCGGCCGGAGCGGCGGCUGGGGACGGCGGGGCCCGCGGCGGCGAGGCGAGGCGGGGGCGGGGGGCGGGCGCCAUGUGGAGCGGCCGCAGUUCCUUCACCAGCCUGGUGGUAGGCGUGUUCGUGGUGUACGUGGUGCACACCUGCUGGGUCAUGUACGGCAUCGUCUACACCCGCCCGUGCGCCGGCCACGGCAACUGCAUCCUGCCCUACCUGGCGCGGAGGCCCAAGCUGCAGCUAAGUGUGUACACUACCACCCGGUCUAACCUCGGUGGGGAGAACAACGUGGAUCUGGUCUUGAACGUGGAGGACUUUGACGUGGAGUCCAAAUUUGAAAGGACAGUUAAUGUCUCUGUACCAAAGAAAACCAGGAACAACGGCACGCUGUAUGCCUACAUCUUCCUCCAUCAUGCGGGCGUGCUGCCAUGGCACGACGGGAAGCAGGUGCACCUGGUGAGCCCUCUGACCACCUACAUGGUCCCCAAGCCGGAAGAGGUCAAUCUGCUCACGGGGGAGUCGGCUACACAGCAGCAGAUCGAAGCGGAGAAGAAGCCGACAAGUGCCCUGGACGAGCCCGUUUCUCACUGGAGACCAAGACUAACACUGAACGUGAUGGUGGACGACUUCAUCUUCGAUGGGUCCUCCCUGCCCGCUGACGUGCAUCGGUACAUGAAGAUGAUCCAGCUGGGGAAGACCGUGCACUACCUGCCCAUCCUGUUCAUCGACCAGCUCAGCAAUCGGGUGAAGGACCUCAUGGUCAUAAACCGCUCCACCACCGAGCUGCCUCUCACCGUGUCCUACGACAAGAUCUCGCUAGGGCGGCUGCGCUUCUGGAUCCACAUGCAGGAUGCCGUGUUUUCCCUGCAGCAGUUCGGAUUUUCAGAGAAAGAUGCCGAUGAAGUGAAAGGGAUUUUCGUUGAUACCAACUUGUAUUUCUUAGCGUUGACCUUCUUUGUUGCAGCAUUUCAUCUGCUUUUUGAUUUCCUGGCGUUUAAAAACGACAUCAGCUUCUGGAAGAAAAAGAAGAGCAUGAUUGGAAUGUCCACCAAAGCAGUGCUCUGGCGCUGCUUCAGCACGGUGGUCAUCUUCCUGUUCCUGCUGGACGAGCAGACGAGCCUGCUGGUGCUGGUCCCAGCGGGCAUCGGAGCCGCCAUCGAGCUGUGGAAAGUGAAAAAGGCGUUGAAGAUGACUGUUGUUUGGAGAGGCCUAAGGCCCCAGUUCCAGUUCGGCUCUUACAGUGAAUCUGAGAGGAAGACUGAGGAGUAUGACACCCAGGCCAUGAAGUACCUCUCAUACCUGCUCUACCCUCUGUGUAUCGGGGGCGCCAUCUAUUCGCUGCUGAACAUCAAGUACAAGAGCUGGUAUUCCUGGUUGAUCAACAGCUUCGUCAACGGGGUGUACGCGUUUGGCUUCCUCUUCAUGCUGCCCCAGCUCUUCGUGAACUACAAGAUGAAGUCAGUGGCGCACCUGCCCUGGAAGGCCUUCACCUACAAGGCAUUCAACACCUUCAUAGACGACGUCUUCGCCUUCAUCAUCACCAUGCCCACCUCCCACCGGCUGGCGUGUUUCCGGGACGACGUAGUGUUCCUUGUUUACCUCUACCAGCGGUGGCUUUAUCCUGUGGAUAAGAGCAGAGUGAACGAAUUCGGGGAGUCCUACGAGGAGAAGCCCCAGCGGAAACCCCACACAGACUGAGCCCCCCGCUGGGGCCGCUUUCAGCUGCCGCCACACAGCAAAGCUUGGACUGUCGGCUACUGAGUGUUUUUGGACGCUUCUGGUGGAAUUCCCUGGACAUUACAUCUUCUGCAUUGCCAAAAUCUGAACGUUUCCCUUACGUCUCCUGAGCCCCCUUACGUUGUGUUGAGAGGAGCUGGCAGCACUCACGACGUGCCCCCGACGUGCAGACAUCAGUCUCGGUCACUGGGCUGCUGGGUGCUCGGUGCAGGGGCCUCACCCAGUGUCCCUACCCGCAGACACCGAGGCAGGGAGGUGCAGAUCUGCAUUUCAGGGUGUCUGUAAGUGCUCCGUACGUGAUUCAAAUGCCUCUUUACACCCAUUCCCCGUAGACUCUGGGAUCAAAUGGCUUUUAUCCUUUUUGUUUAAAUUUGACUAUUUUAAAGCUUAAUGUAUGUAUGUUUCUAUUUUAAAAUAAAUUUCUCUGGCUGGAACAUUU
Molecule: messenger RNA, 2244 nt
Organism: Diceros bicornis minor
Lineage: Eukaryota; Metazoa; Chordata; Mammalia; Perissodactyla; Rhinocerotidae
Gene: CLPTM1L
Product: CLPTM1 like
Exons: 17
Coding region: 147-1766 (539 amino acids)
Cellular component (GO): membrane; endomembrane system
Source: RefSeq, a predicted model, not a curated record